Amphibalanus amphitrite is the source of this 1443-nucleotide messenger RNA. RefSeq names its product fumarylacetoacetate hydrolase domain-containing protein 2A-like. The coding region runs from base 422 to 1288 and encodes 288 amino acids. Gene Ontology annotation, molecular function: hydro-lyase activity. NCBI's taxonomy places the organism in Eukaryota, Metazoa, Arthropoda, Thecostraca, Balanomorpha, Balanidae. The record is from RefSeq and is a predicted model, not a curated record. The transcript has a single exon.
AUAAGUUUGAUCGGCCUCAAUUUUUCAAGCUUUCUCAGUGCGCCUGAAUGGGGUGUUAUUGAUUUUGUAGAUAAAUAAAUUCACUUACUUCCUCCUGAUAUCCACGAAAGCUCUAAAACAAAGACGUAGCGCUACGAUACCGUUACAUGUGCAAAAAGUCAGACUCGAUGACAAUUGAGUUUGAUGACAUUCACCAGUCGUGAAGAGGCGUCAAGAGGCCCGGCACUUGGUUUGUUUAUCGACCCGCCCUGUAUCCACGCGGCGCGGCCUUGAAGUGGGUCUGGUCGGCCGGCUGGUGGUCAGAGGGGAGGGAUGUCUGGCACACCACUCUCGGAGGGGGCUCAGUGACCGCGGCCGAUCCGUCCGAGGUGGUCUUUGAGAGAGGAGAGUUCAGUCAGUGACACUGCAAGAACACAUAGCCAUGAAGCUAGUGCAGUGUUCGCACGGUGGUAAGGACCACCUCGGUCUGCUGUCAGCGGACGAAUCGACCGUGAAGCUUCUGACCGACCCGAAUCUCCCCAACUCGGCUGUAAGGCUGCUGCAGCUCGGACCACGCCAGCACGUCCUGGAGAUUCUCAAGGCUGCCGAAGCCACCGCCAAUGCUGUGCCACUGUCGGAGGUCAAGCUGCUAGCGCCGAUCACCUCUCCCGACAAAGUUCUCUGUAUCGGGAUGAACUACGUGGACCACUGCGCCGAGCAGAACAUGCCUGUGCCUACCGAGCCGGUGGUGUUCAACAAGUUUCCGAGCUGUAUCGUGGGCCCGUCGGACGCCAUCGGGCUGCCCUCUGCCGUGACCUCUCAGCUCGACUGGGAGGUGGAACUUGUCGUGGUCAUCGGACAGAAGUGCCGCGACGUGAGCCCCGAACAGGCAGACGACUACAUCUUCGGCUACACGGUGGCGCACGAUGUGUCCGCGCGCGACUGGCAGCUGCGCAGAAACGGCGGACAGUGGCUCGUCGGCAAGGCGAUGGACACGUUCUGUCCUCUAGGACCGUGUAUCACCACGGCGGACAGCCUGGACCCGGCUAAUCUCUCGCUCUGGUGCCGGGUGAACGGCGAGACCCAGCAGCAGGGCAGCACGGCGCAGCUAGUGUUCGACUGUCGCCAGGUGGUCUCACACCUCUCCCGCAGCGGCAUCACCCUGCUGCCCGGAGACGUCAUCCUCACCGGCACGCCGCCCGGGGUCGGCGUGUUCAGGAAGCCGCCCGUCUUCCUCAAACACGGAGAUGUGGUCGAAUGUGGCGUGGAGGGCAUCGGCACCAUCACCAACAAGGUGGUGGCCGUCUAGGGGGAUGGACGGCACUGGGGAGGAGUGGAAUGGAAAGGUUGUUAUGCUAUCAAUUUUGUGCUGUACAUAUUCACGCGAAUGUUUGGUGAGCCCGCUCUCAGUUUUUCCAUGUACGAUGUUUGACUUGACAGUUGACCAAUACAUUGUGAGGGGUA